CAUCUGCCAUCUUCAGCACAUAUCUAAAGAACUCACGUAUAGUCAAUGAGAUGUACUCAAAGCAUGUCAUGCCGUGAUUUGGAUCCGCUGGGAUUCGGCGGAUGACGCAGGCUGAGGCUGAAUAACCGGAGCGCACGAAGUGAUGAACGGAAGCGCCAGUGCGCACCUCCCCUAUAAUAAUCUGCUGAGCGCCGUCGCUGUCUCUUCAGCACCGCUCACUGACAAUUCAACGGAGCGGAGAGGAAAGACAGGCACAGCUGAGUUCUCUGCGACCUUCUGAGGAUUGUAUUGCUGGAGAUAACAAACCCAACAGGGUUCAACUUUGCUUUUUGCUUUUUUCUCUUUCUUUCUUUUUUCUCUGGAGUAGAUUUAUCAAAAUCUGAAUUGGCCGAGUUUUAAAUGCUGGAAGAUUUGGUUGUCUUUGUGUGUAUGUGUGUAUAUUAUAGCAGACCGACCAUGUGGUUGAUGAACAAGUAAUACUAUGGGCUUUCACUGCGGAUUUAUUUUCUCCAAAUCGCUUCAUAAAUUUUAGGUGGUUUUUUUUUCCCGUAAAACUUUGGAUGUGUUAAUUUUUUUUAUACUAAAUUAAUAAAAUCGGUGUAAAAAGUUUAUUACAUAAUUUCAGGUGUUUUUUUUUUGUGAAACAUUUUUACUUUCCUGUUCCUAAAGGGAUUAGUAAUUCCCAUUUCACCCAAGAUGCUGACUUUAGUUUUUGGACUUAUGUACCUGGUCAGCGGGCGCACGGUGAGCAGCCAAGAUGUAACAGGUAGUCGGUUCGUGUGUAACGCAAUCCCCCCGGGCGCAGAACCCGGCUGCGGGUAUGGCCCCACAGGCAACCGCGUCCAGAGCAGCAGCCCCGUGGAGGAUGAGCUGCGCAACACCAUCAUCCAGCUUCGGGAGACUAUCCUGCAGCAGAAGGAGACCAUUGUGAGCCAACAGGGAACCAUUAAAGAGCUCAACUCCAAGCUGGCGCGCUGCGAGGCGGCAGCCGAUGAGAUGGCGCAGGGUAAGUCCCGGGGUCAGGGCUCCAGAAGGAAGGAGUACGGGAAGAACACCAUGGGAGACCUGCCCCGGGACCCCGGUGAGACUAUAGACCAACUGGGCAAAACCAUGCAGACCCUGAAGGGUCGGCUGGAGAAUUUAGAGCAGCAAAGCCUGCGCCUCCCCAGCACAAACUCAUCAGCCGGAGGAGCCUCGGCCCUGACUCCCCUGCCACCAGAGCUCCGCGAGCUGCUGCGCCAGCGUCUGGGUGCACUGGAGACCCAGCUCCUCCGUAAGGUAGCUGAGCUGGAGGAGGAGAAGAGCCAGCUCUACAAUGAAACCGCGGCCCACCGCCAACGCACCGAAACCGCUCUCAACUCCCUCAUGGAGAGGAUCGCGGAGCUCGAGAAAAGUAAUAAUGCCUUUAAGUCUCCAGAGGACUUCAAGGUGUCCCUCCCUCUUCGCACCAACUAUCUGUACGGACGCAUUAAGAAGAGCCUACCAGAGAUGUACGCCUUCACUGUUUGCAUGUGGCUGAAGUCCAGCGCCAGUCCAGGCAUAGGAACCCCUUUCUCUUAUGGCGUGCCUGGACAGGCCAAUGAGAUAGUUCUGAUUGAAUGGGGCAACAAUCCUAUUGAGUUACUGGUCAAUGACAAGGUGGCCCAGCUCCCUCUGUCAGUGAGCGACGGGCGCUGGCACCACAUCUGCAUCACCUGGACGACUAGGGACGGCUUCUGGGAGGCUUAUCAGGACGGCGAGCGGCUCGGCACUGGAGACAACCUGGCCCCCUGGCACCCAAUUAAACCUGGAGGGGUGAUCAUCCUGGGCCAGGAACAGGACAUCGUCGGAGGGCGUUUUGAUGCUACCCAAGCCUUUGUUGGCGAGCUGAGCCAGUUCAACAUGUGGGACAGAGUACUACGGCCGGUGGACAUCAUGGGUUUGGCUAAUUGUUCGGCCUACAUGCCGGGGAAUGUGGUUCCUUGGAUUGACGCCAAUGUAGAAGUGUUUGGUGGUGCAAGUAAAGCUGCUCUCGAAAUCUGCGAAGACCGUGCUUUUGAUUCCUAAGAAGGCAAUUCAAGGAGUCCUGCAUGGCCAAAGGGAUCUGAAUUUUGAAUAUUCAGAUAUUGUCUAACCCUAAGGGUAGCAUUGGACUAUCCACCACGGUCUCUAAGGCUUGGUGUUUAUUGGAUUUAAAAGAUCACGUGCUCAUCAAAUAUGAACCCUGGAGACAUUCCCGGGUACGUCAAAUUGAUUCUCUCUGCAGAGGAAGACGCUGAAUGCUGUUUAAUAUGUCUGCUGUUAAGAUAUGACCUGCUGUUGUCUUGUUUUUUAUUUUUCAUUCGCAAGCUUACUUGUCAUUUGACAACUCUUUGAGAACAUCUCACGGUGGUUCUGUUCCUUAUUUUGACAACACUGCACUGUUUCCCUUGUUGAAUGUGAGCUCAAAUAGGCUUUGAUGUGCUGCAGAAAACUGUGGUCGAGCACUACAUGCUCUGAGUUUUUUUGGUUGUUUGAAAAGCAGUGAGGCCGAAGUAAAUACCAAAAUGAGGCAGAUGCUUAUGGGUUUGAACUUCACUAUUGUCCAAAAUAAUAUGCAUGAGUCAGAGCAGUGCAUGCUUUCUGUCAACAUGCACAGUGAGUAUGCUGCGUCAAAACAGGCUGAUGCAGCGUGCUGCCAACAUUAUGUAAGACCUUGUGUGUGUGUGUGUGUGUGUGUGUGUGGGGUACACGUUCCUGUGCUUAUGGCUUGUCUUGCGUGUAAAACAGACCAGAAGCUUAUGAGGGAGAGAGGGAGGACAUUUUUUAUUCUUGCAAAUCUAUGCUUAAUACCUCAUUGCCCUUUGAGCAGCUGCCAUGCUCACAAACAGCUUUCUGAACGGGGCUGGCUCUGCCCAGGUUAACAGCGACGUCGGACAGCUGCCCAGUCCUGGCUAAAUGACAGAACUGUGGACGCCAGCUGACCACUCGGCGAGGACAGGGACUUGGUCUGGCCUUCAAGGACAAUCCCUAACUCCCCAUGUGGGUUGUAAUUAUCCAAGUUUAUGAAUGAAUGCAGCAUUGAGUGCUCCUGGUCUCCUGAUGUUUCUGUAAGUGUGUUAUUAAUGAGAAAACAUUCAAAUGUAGGGGCUAUGUCAGAUGGGAGUAGCACUCUACAGACAUUUUGAAUGUUACUACUACAUGGAGCUUGGUCCUAAAUGUCUCAUUCUUGACAGACAUAAAGGUUUUGAUCAACUGAUAUAUAUAUUUUUAAACAGAAUGGAGUGUAUCUAAUGUAUUUUGACAUUAAUCAUGAAUAAAACUAAUAGUUUUUGGAGCUUAAAAUUUGUUGUUAAUGUUGAAAUGGACAGUUUUUAAGGACCCUUCUUUUCCCCGACGAACUAGAAGGAACAUAAAGAAAUAAAGCUAAAGGUGCUUCAGCCAGCCUUUUUGAGUUGCAGUUUUCUUUGAGGUCUGACUCACCAAUUGGCAGUUUCAUAAAUCCUAAGAUUUCUUUGAAGAAUUUUAACACACAGAAAGGAUAAAAAAAAAAAUUUGCAGCAGGUUUUUCUGCAGUAGUUGUGAAUCAAACAGAAAAUGAAGGAAUUCCAGCACGAGAUUACUUCAGUUUGUGGAUCAAAAAACGCGUGACCAGACUUUAUGUGACUUUUUCUAUGAUCACAAAUAGUUUAUGUUUUAGUACAGGGUACACCUUAGAUAAAUAACCCCCCCCCCAAAAAAAUCAGUUUUUCAGUAUUUGAAUGGCUCAAUAUCAAUGAGUUGAAAAAACCUGUCUUGAUUCUGAUCUCUGGACAUCUCUUGAUAAAAGCCUAAUUUCCCUAGAGUUUGGGAUUAAAUAUUAAAAUAGAAGUUUUCCUCUGAUUAAAAACAAUAUAAGUAAACAUGUAGUAACACCAAAUGCUGAAAAAUAAAUGAAAUCCUGUUGUGAACUCUACUUUUGAAUGUUUCUGUUAGCAAUGCUUUAUUGUAAAGAUAAGAAUUUUUUUUUUCUGUUCAAAUUGUCUGUUCUUGUAAACAAGUUAUUUGCAUAGUUAUAUGCAAAUAACUUAUCAGAAGCAGUCAUGCAAAACAGCAAGAAUGCACAAAUGUUCUGUUGGACAUUCUGGUGAAUGGCCUUUUGUGAAAACCAUAUGUGCUUUUUUUGCGAGUGGAGACUUUAAACUUUCUGUCAGCUUUUGUAGCACACUUUCAUGACAGCGCAGAAAUGCCGAAAAUGUGUUUGUGUUCUGCAAACUUUAACCACAUGAAAUUCUGCAACUGUCUGUUAUGAUAACUGAUGUAUUUUUGCACUCAAUAAACGAAUAAGCAAGCUCUUGAGAA
Xiphophorus hellerii (green swordtail) is the source of this 4299-nucleotide messenger RNA. It is a transcript of the gene nptx2a, whose product is annotated as neuronal pentraxin 2a. Lineage: Eukaryota; Metazoa; Chordata; Actinopteri; Cyprinodontiformes; Poeciliidae. The transcript has 5 exons. Bases 697 to 2046 code for a protein of 449 amino acids. The record is from RefSeq and is a predicted model, not a curated record.